GGGAGGAGGGGGGCUUGCAGCCCCAAAGCUGACAUUUAGGGGGUGGAAAUGCAAUGGGUUGGGGGCAACGCAGUAGGUUUGGGACAAUGUGUGUGUGGGGGGGUUUGGGUGAGCCGUGCCUCAGUUUCCCCACCUACGCACAUGUGGGCACAUGCGUGAGCCGCCUGUUGGGUGCUAUGCAAAUGCCUCCGCACACAGCAGGAAGCAGCAGCAGCUCCGUCAGCUCGGGGUGGGGACAAGCAACGGCCACCUCACCGUAAGUGCCGCUCACCCCCUCCUGCCCUUGCCCUGGGUGUCCUACAGGGAGCAGUGGGGCACAGACCUUCGCCCUUUGUGCCGGUGUUGGGGUGGGAGGCGAGCUGAGAACGGGCAAACUCGUCACACCGAGCUGAGGUCCAGGGGGGUCCAACCCAUCCCCCGGUGCGUGAGGAUGGGUCGCUCCAUGACGUGGCUGAGAUUUGGGGUAGGGUUGGAGGGAACAGCGCGGAGUGUGAAAACUUUUCCACGUCUCAGGAGUGCAUGGGAGCACCCAGAGGGACUUCCUGGUAUGGGGCAGAGCACAGCGAGGACGUCGGGGGUGUCCCAGCCCUGAGGGGAGGGGAAGGGGCGGUGGAGGCACAGGGCUUGGUGAUGGAAGCAUUGCAUGGUCAUCUCUGUCCCCUUAUGGUGGGUUGUCCCCAAAUGCCACUGCUGCAAUGGGGACAGAGCCGUGCUGCUGUGGGCUGUGUCACUGUGCUGAUGUGAGGUGGGGGCGGGGGGUGUGGGGAUGGGGUUGGGGCUCCUUCUCCACCCAAAGGGCUGCACAUAGUCAAGUCCUCGUGGGGGCAGUGCCCCAGGGGGUGUCCAAGGGGUGGGGGCAUCAGCUCAGUCCCACACAAAGGGAUGCAUUGGGAUGGUGAUGCUGUGUGAACGAAUUUGGUGAGGGGAGAAGCCAAGGUUGGGAGGAGAGGCGUCACUUUUGUGCACUGAGCUUUUGUAGCAAACCCCAAAAGGAAAGCUGAGGGUUGGGCUGGGGGUUAAUUCUGUUCAACCCUAUGGCCGUUUUCAGCACGGCAGGCAGGAAGUCACUAGCUAACACCUCAAGACCCCCUUCACACCGUGAGAAGUAACACGGUGUGAAAGUGUGUGCAAGAGCACGUGCACAUGCUGGUGCCCCCCCAGGUUGUGGUUGCACUGUAGCACCACCAGAGCAAAACCAGACCCUGGGAAAUGCUGCCUGUCCCCUGCUUGCGUCCAUUCAGGCACCACAGGAUGGCUGUCACACUGUCCCCAGCUGCACCAGAGAGUGUCAGAACCCCACAGUGCCAUGGGGAGAGCUGGUGCCACCCAUGCUGUGCCCUGUCUGCAGCACCCUGCAGGUCCCCAUGUCAUCCACCUGCCUCCAUGUCUCCAUAGAACAUGCUGCAGGGCAGACCCCCAGCACCGUCCCUGUCCUCUUUGAGCCUUCCCAGUCCCUCUCACCUCCUCCCCACACCCAGGACUCCCUCCUUGGGGCCAUUCCCUCCAGCAGACCUGGGGUGACCCAUGGGCCACCUGUGCUCCUGUUUGCAAACAGCUCUGGACCUGUUUAAUGAGUAACCGGAGGGCUGAGCUCGGGGAGGGAGAGGCCCCCGGGCUGAGCUUCCAUGUUGGCUGUUUCAUGGCUGAGAAGUGCCUCUUGGCUGCUGGUGAUAUGUGUGCACUGAGUGUGCCUGGCCUCAGUCCGGCUGCACGCAAAGGGAUGGGGCAAGCGGUGCCUUUGCCAUCCCUUGUGCCCUGCUCACGGCCCAGAAAUCCCCACAGAAUAAAGGAGGACAACUGAGACUUGCUUGGGAUCUGUUAGAUCAGCGCAGGCUAAAUGUGGUUUCCAGUAGUUCUCAGCAAAAUGAAAAGCCAAACCACUUCUGUUCCGGCCCAAGGGACGUUUCUGAGCAGUCUUCUAGAUUGUUUGCCCUCUAAAAAUAAAAGAGCUGAUCAAUAUAAAUAAAUAUCGCCUUUCCGGGUGCUGAUGAGUUUUCCGGGGCUGCUUGCCCCGUUUCGCUCUGAUCUCUGCAAAAAGCCCUCUGCUAACUGCAGCUCUGCCAGGGGGGUCACACUGCACUGUCCCACACUGCAGAGCACGCACUGGCAUGCCUUGGAUUUUGGGGGGAAGGGAUGCUCAGCCCCUAGCACCCCCCCAGCCAUGAGCAUGUCAGCCCUCCCUGAGCCCCUGGGCCGCCCACGGAGCAGCUCCUUCCGCAGCCUGGCUGGGACUCUGGAGGCCAAAGUGGGCAUGGGGAUGCUGGAGGAGGACAAGGAGGAGAUGCGCAUCCUCAAGGUGUGCUUCUACAGCAACAGCUUCAACAUGGGCAAGAAUUUCAAGCUGGUCAAGUGCCCCGUGACGACGGAGAUCCGGGAGGUGAUCAGAUCCAUCCUGGUGAGCGGCCGCAUCGGGCCUGACAUCCAGCUGUCCGAGUGCUACGGGCUGCGCCUGAAGCACGUCAAGUCAGACGAGAUUCACUGGCUGCACCCCGAGCUGACGGUGGGCGAGGUGCAGGAGAAGUACGAGUGCCUGCACCUGGAGGCCGAGUGGAGGUACGACCUGCAGAUCCGCUAUCUGCCUGAGGACUACGUGGAGCGUUUCUUAGAGGACAGGACCACACUUCUCUACUUCUACCAGCAGCUCCGCAGCGAGUACAUGCAGAACUACGCCAGCAAGGUGAGCGAGGGCAUGGCCCUGCAGCUGGGCUGCCUCGAGCUCAGGAGGUUUUAUAAGGACAUGCCCCAAAAUGCGCUGGAUAAGAAGUCCAACUUUGAGUUCCUGGAGAAGGAGGUGGGCUUGGACCUGUUCUUCCCCAGCCAGAUGCAGGAGAACCUGAAGCCCAAGCAGUUCCGCAAGAUGAUCCAGCAGACGUUCCAGCAGUACGCGCUGCUGCGGGAGGAGGAGUGCAUCCUCAAGUUCCUGCAUACACUCUCCACCUUUGCCAACAUUGACCAGGAGAGCUAUCGUUGUGAGCUCAUUCAAGGGUGGAACAUCACGGUGGACCUUGUCAUUGGGCCGAAGGGCAUCCGGCAGAUGACAAGCAAGGAGGCCAAGCCCACCUGCCUGGCUGAGUUCAAACACAUCAAAUCCAUCAAGUGCUCCAGCACGGAGGAUGGCCAGGCUGUGCUGCAGCUGGGGCUGAGCGGCACCCCCCAGUCCCUGGCCAUCAAAACGUCGUCUCUGGCUGAGGCAGAGAACAUGGCUGACCUCAUUGAUGGCUACUGCCGGAUACAGGGGGGCCUGGACACAUCCCUCAUCGUCUUCCCCAGGAGAGAGAGGGAGAAGAGGAGCAGCCUUCCACGGAUCCCCAUCCCGCACCUGGAGGAGCGGCACUCUGCUGUGUCUGACAGCCUCAGUGUGGACUCUGAGAUUUAUGCUGAAAUCCCCGAUGAGACCUCACGCCCGAGAUCUGGAGCCCAGCACUAUGGGAUCUGCCGGGAGGACGUCACACUGGGAAGGAUCCUGGGGGAAGGCUUCUUCGGCGAGGUGUACGAGGGCACCUACACCAACCCGAAAGGGGAGAGGGUGAAUGUGGCUGUGAAGACGUGCAAGAAGGACUGCAGCCCCGAGAACAAGGACAAGUUCCUGAGUGAGGCAGUGCUGAUGAAGAAGUUGGACCACCCCCACAUCGUGAAGCUCAUUGGCAUUGCAGAGGAAGAACCCACCUGGAUCAUCAUGGAGCUGUACCCCUAUGGGGAGCUGGGUCAAUACCUGGAGCAGAACAAGCACUGCCUCGCUGUGCCCACGCUCGUCCUGUAUGCUCUGCAGAUCAGCAAAGCCUUGGCGUACCUGGAGGCCAUCAACUGUGUGCACAGGGACAUUGCGGUGAGGAAUAUCCUGGUGGCCACCCCAGAGUGUGUGAAGCUGGGUGACUUCGGGCUCUCCAGGUACAUCGAGGAUGAGGAGUACUAUAAAGCAUCUGUCACCCGUCUCCCCAUCAAGUGGAUGUCCCCUGAGUCCAUCAACUUCCGACGCUUCACAACAGCCAGUGAUGUCUGGAUGUUUGCCGUGUGCAUGUGGGAGAUCCUGAGCUAUGGCCGGCAGCCUUUCUUCUGGCUGGAGAACAAGGAUGUGAUCGGGGUUUUGGAGAGGGGUGACCGCCUGCCCAAGCCCGACCUCUGCCCACCCAUCCUCUACACCCUGAUGACGCGCUGCUGGGACUACGACCCCAGUGAGAGGCCCAAGUUCAAGGACCUGGUUUGCAGCUUGAGUGACAUUUACCUGAUGGAGAAGGAGCUGGCCAAGGAGCAGGAGCGGAACAACCGCCACCGGCCUCCCAAAAUCAUGGAGCCACCAACUCCCCAGGAGCCUCCCCCAAAGCCCAGCAGACCCAGGUACAAACCUCCACCCCAGAGCAACCUCCUGGCACCCAAACUGCAGUUCCAGGAGGAAGACUUCCUGCAUCCCAGCAGCAGGGAGGAGGCACAGAAGCUGUGGGAGAUGGAGAGGCUGAAGAUGCGGCAGGUGCUGGACAAGCAGCAGAAGCAGAUGGUGGAGGACUACCAGUGGCUGCGGCAGGAGGAGAAAUCCCUGGACCCAACAGUGUUCAUGAACAACAACACUGCUCUGCUGCUCCCGGAGAAGGAGACGGAUUACAAUGGUGUAGCGGAGUUCACGCCCCCCCCCCAGAAGCCUCCAAGACUUGGGGCACAGUCCAUCCAGCCGGCCCCCACUGCCAACCUGGACCGCACGGAUGACACGGUGUACAGCAACGUCAUGGACCUGGUGAGGGCUGUCCUGCAGCUGAAGAAUGAGAUCAGCCUCCUGCCCCCAGAGGGGUACAUCCUCGUGGUGAAGAACGUGGGCCUGUCCCUCCGCAAGCUGAUCGGCAGCGUGGAUGAGAUCCUGCCCAUCCUGCCCGCCACUUCCCGCACCGAGAUUGAAGGGACCCAGAAGUUGCUCAACAAGGACUUGGCUGAGCUCAUAAAUAAGAUGCGCCUGGCACAGCAGAACGCCGUCACCUCGCUGAGCGAGGAGUGCAAGAAGCAGAUGCUGACGGCCUCCCAUACCUUGGCUGUGGACGCCAAGAACCUGCUGGACGCUGUGGACCAAGCCAAGGUCCAGGCCAACCUGGUGAAGCUGUGCUUGGAGUGAGGGAACAUGAAGGGGUGGGGAAGGAGAAGAGGAGGAGAGGCAACGCCGCAUUGUUUGGUGGCAAUGGGAGGAGAGCGGUGUGGACGAGCUGGCUUCUGUGUGUCUCCUGUGGCCUCGCCACCCUGUCCUCCAUGUCCCCCUCCUCCUGCAGCUGCUUGUGUCUUUAGCAUCAUCUCGUCAGUCUUCUGAAGAAAGGAGGUGCCUGGUGACGCAUCCCUCCAAAGGACUGGGGGUGGCCUGGCUGUCCCCAAGGGUGGAUGAAGGUCCCUUUGGCUUGGUGGCACCAACGGGGCUGUGUGUCCAUUCAAUGGGCCCAAUAGGGCUGUCCAGUGGGUCCAUGUGUCUAUCCAAUGGGUCCGCAUGUCCGUCCCAUGGCCCCUCCCAGGAGCAGCACAUCCAACUGGGGACCCGCGCCCUGCUGCUCGGUGCUGGGAGCUGGGGACACGGUGACCAGGGGAGCUGGCUUCCCAGGAGGGGCUCGCUGGAGGGACUGUUUGCAUUUCCUUGUACAUUAUAUAGAAGAGUUUAUUUAAUGAUGGGCGUGCGUCGGGUCGGUUCUCGCAUCCAGCCCCAGCCUGGGGAGUGUGGGAGGGAUGGGUCCCUGUGCCCACAGCCGUCAGUGCCACAAACCAGCCGGGAGAAUGGGGCCCCUUCCAGCUGAGUUUGCUCCAAGCUACUCUAUGUAAACGACAACAGCAACAAAUUCUCUGUUCGGUUUGUGCUUGAAUUGGAAAUCGUACGGUUUGGGCUUUUCCCCAGCAUCUUCCCACAACGCUGCUCGCGCUGGCUGAGAUAAACCAUGCACCAAGU
This is a messenger RNA of Phasianus colchicus (ring-necked pheasant), 5905 nucleotides long. The record is from RefSeq and is a predicted model, not a curated record. Lineage: Eukaryota; Metazoa; Chordata; Aves; Galliformes; Phasianidae.